AUGGUCUUAACGUUAAGCUUCUAACAAAGAGAGCGAGAGACGAAACCUACACUGCUCUCUCUCUCUCUCUCUUUUUUUCUCCACAUUAUUAAUCUUAUUUAUUUAUUUAUUUAUUUAUAUCCAAAGCUCAAUGUGAACUUUUCUCAUCGGAAGGGUCACCUACCUGUUGUUUGCUAAUUAAUUCCUCACACGCUGUUGCCAUUUAUGUUUAUAUAUUUUCCUAUGUAUGUAUAUACAUAUAUAUAUACAUAUACAUAUAUACAUCGAUAACAUUAUAUAUCAGUGCUCUUUUAAACACUCCCUUUCAAUCUGUCUGUCGGUGUCGUCGAAGCCAGCGACACUUGGUCCCCUUUAUUCUGGAAAAUAACCCAAGACACUCUAUGACAUGUUUUCACCAGUUCACUAUUGAACUGCUAUACUCACAUAUUUACCUGUGUGCCGUCUCCGGAAAACAAACCUGUGAAAGAUGUCAAUGAUGGAGCAAGCUGCAGAUGGAGAUUUGAUGUCUUCUCUGACAACUUCCAAUUCUGAAGCAUCCGUGGAAGGGAAUUUUACAGAGAGUGAAAAAAGUAGUGCGAAAAAUAUGAACGAGACUUCGUCAGCUGGAGAUGCGGAUAAAGAGACAACUGCGAUGACCGAAGUUAUCGAUCCUCUCACUUGUACUGUUUGUAAAAAAUCUUUCAAUGAUUCUGCCCUCUUGCAAAAACACAUUAAAACACAUUCAGUAAAGAAACCCUUUGAGUGCGGCAUUUGCUCGAAAGCAUAUGCUAAGUUUUCACAAUUAAAGCUUCAUACAAGAUCACACACCGGCGAGAAACCGUACAAGUGUGACUAUUGCUGUAAAUGUUUUGCCUGCAGUUCAGAUUUGCGCAUCCAUACCAGAACGCACACGGGCGAAAAGCCGUACGAGUGUGGUUACUGCCAUCAAACUUUCUCGACCUCUACGAAUUUAAAAACUCAUAUUAGGCGGCACACGGGCGAAAGACCCUUUCAGUGUGACGUUUGUGGCAUUGCAUUUACAACCUCAUCUUCACUUAAGAUCCACACACGAAUUCACACAGGCGUGAAGCCAUUCACCUGUUCAAUCUGUCAGAAGAUGUUUUCCGACGGUUCCCAUCUACAGCGCCAUUUACGGACUCACACGUCGGAGAAACCUUUUCGUUGUGUCAUCUGCGAAAAGAGUUUCUCCACCAGCACACACCUGAAACACCACAUUUGGACUCAUACAGAUCAGAAACCGUUCAUGUGUGACAUGUGCGACAAAUCCUUCCCAGACAAUUUCCAGUUGAAGCGUCACAUUCAGACUCAUUCAAACGAGAGACCGUAUCAGUGUUCUGUCUGUCUGAAAUCCUUCUCCACCAGUACCAACCUCCGACGUCACGAGUGGACGCACACCACUGAGAGGCCGUAUAUAUGUGAUAUCUGUGGUAAAUCUUUCUCCACUAACUGUAAUUUGUUACGCCAUACUAAAAUACACUCUGACCAAAUUCUAUCAAAUAUUAAUGUGAAGCAAAGUUCCGCUGCUCUGAGCGAGGACAACAAAGAGACAGCUGAGGUGAAAGAGGAAGAAAAAGUCGAGUGUUCCAUUGAUUUGCCACCCACAGUUUCUGAAGAUGUUACAUCGGAUUCACAGGAUUUAUCUGCUGCAUUAACAGAAGACUCUCCACUGCUGAAAAUUUAUUAUUGGUAAACAUCAUGGUGAUUUUUUUUUUUUUUUUUUUUUGUAAAAUACUACCUGAAUCCAGCUCAUCAAAUUACACAGUGAAGUGCUCUGCCUAACCCCUCCAUCCCACCACAGUUGGUAUACUGUGCAAUAGAGAAUUAAACAGUUUGUAAUGGUCACAGAUCUAUACCAAGGUACUUCUGUUACAUCUCUGUUACUAAGAAUAUCCAUUGGUAUCCAACCUAACUUCUUGUGUUGUGCAACAAUGUUAUAUAACACUUUGUCACUUCUCUCUCUCU
This is a messenger RNA of Octopus sinensis (East Asian common octopus), 1962 nucleotides long. RefSeq names its product zinc finger protein 664-like. The transcript has 2 exons. Lineage: Eukaryota; Metazoa; Mollusca; Cephalopoda; Octopoda; Octopodidae. Bases 467 to 1690 code for a protein of 407 amino acids. The record is from RefSeq and is a predicted model, not a curated record.